Molecule: messenger RNA, 1728 nt
Organism: Aspergillus japonicus CBS 114.51
Lineage: Eukaryota; Fungi; Ascomycota; Eurotiomycetes; Eurotiales; Aspergillaceae
Product: aldehyde dehydrogenase
Exons: 3
Coding region: 111-1661 (516 amino acids)
Biological process (GO): aldehyde metabolic process
Cellular component (GO): cytoplasm
Molecular function (GO): aldehyde dehydrogenase (NAD+) activity
Source: RefSeq, a predicted model, not a curated record
CUUAAAAGCCGAGCUCCCCUCUAAUUCCCCCUCAAAAUACAUCUCCAACUCAAUCCUCCUACUAACACUACUGCAACGGGAGUCAGGUAGACCACCAACACACCAACAAAAUGGGCUACACAACGCAAGCCGAAUUCGACGAGGCCCUCCGCACCGUCCGCACAACCUUCGCGACCGGCCGCACAAAACCCCUCGCCUGGCGGCGCCAACAACUCCGGCGCCUCUGGUGGAUGCUCGAAGACCACCGCCCCUCCAUCAUCGCCGCGCUGCAAACGGACCUCCACAAGUCCGAAGUGGAGACCACACUCGUCGAGAUCGGCAUGCUGCAAGCGGACAUCCUGCACACCCUCGACAAGCUGGCCGAAUGGACCGCCGACGAGAAGCCCACGCGCCUCGACCCCGUCAACCUCCUCGGGGGCACCGUCGUGCGCACCGAGCCGCUGGGCGUGACGCUCAUCAUCGGCGCGUGGAACUGUCCCUUCCAGCUGGCUUUGCAGCCGCUCGUCGCGGCGAUUGCGGCGGGGUGCGCGGCGAUCGUCAAGCCGUCGGAUGUGAGUGCUGCAUCCGAAGAGGUUUUGGCGCGGAUCAUGCCCGAGUAUUUGGAUCCCGAGGCGGUGCGGUGUGUGACGGCUGGCCCGGCGGAGAUGGAGUAUAUUCUGCAGCAGAGGUGGGAUCAUAUCUUCUAUACGGGGUCGGCGAAGAUCGCCAAGAUUGUGCAUGCCGCUGCGGCGAGACAUCUCACGCCGGUGACGUUGGAGUUGGGCGGCCAGGGGCCGGCGAUUGUGACGGAGUCGGCCGAUGUGGAGAUGGCCGGGAAGAGGAUUGCGGGGGCCAAGUUUUUGUUGGCCGGGCAGGUCUGCAUCAACGUCAACCACAUCCUCGCUCACCCCACCAUCCGCGACCCCCUCGUCGCCUCCCUCGCCCGGUGGUUCGACACCUUCAACGGCGGCCCAGACAGCAUCCCCCCCUACAGCUGCCACAUCGUCAACGACCGCAACUUCGACCGCCUUGAAUCGCUGCUCAGCCGCACGUCUGGUAAGAUCGUCUACGGUGGCGUCCGCGACCGCAGCAGCCGGUACUUCGGGCCCACGAUCGUCGUCGACGUCCAGCCGGACGACGUCCUCCUCACUGAAGAACUCUUCGGCCCGAUUCUCCCGAUCGUCGACGCCGACCUCGACGCCGCGCUCGCCUUCACCACUUCCCUCGAGCAUCCGCUGGCCUUGUACGCGUUCACGAACGUCGAGGCUGAGAAGGACCGGAUUCUGCAGACAACAAGCUCCGGCGGAGUCACAUUCAAUGAUUGUCUCCUGCAUGCCUUGGCAAAGGAUGCCCCCUUCGGCGGUGUGGGCCAUGCUGGCAUGGGCGCGUAUCACGGGAAGUACGGCAUCCAGGCGUUCUCGUAUCGGCGGACGGUCACGAAUGCGCUACCGAGUGUUCUGGAGGGGUUCAUGGAUGCGAGGUAUCCGCCUUAUACUCUGGAGAAGAUGCACAAGAUGAUGCCGAAGGUGACGCCGUCGUUUGAUCGCGACGGGAAUGAGAGGAGUUCGGUGGGCAAGGUGGCUGGCGCGGUGGGCGCGGUGGCUGCUCUGGGCGCAUCGGUCUGGUUUCUGGGCGGUGCCAGGGAGAGGAUUCCGGCUUAUGUGAAGGGGUGGUUGCGCUAGGCUUGUGUCUACGCUGUAUCUGUGUCUUGUUAGCUAUCGAUUGUAAUGGAUCUGUACAGGAUUUGGG